CUGUGUAGACCAGGCUGGCCUGGAACUCAGAGAUCCACCUGCCUCUGCCUCCUGAGUGCUGGGAUUAAAGGCAUGCACUACUAACGCCCCUGGGAAUCACUUUGAGAAUGUCUAUGUUGCUUCAGGUAGAAGUAAAAAAUUUCAAAGUUAAUGUGCUUAAAUACAUACCUCCAUUUCCUUAAGACCAAUUGAAAACCAAGAUUCUAAACAAGAAAAGAAAAAGCAUUCUCUCAACAACUAGCCACUGUUAAUGAGUUCCAAUGACUACAGAUUAUCUAUACUUAAGUUAUACAUGUAAUCUUUAAUGACUUCUGAAGUGGAAAAAUCAAAUCAUUUAGACGGGUGUUUGAAUUUUUGUCUUUGCCAGUUGUAUGACCCUGGACAAGCUUCUCAUUCUUAGUUUGAAGACACUAUUUUUCAGCUUGGGUAGUAGUUUAUUAGUUCUAGUAAAUUAGUUGUUAAAUGAAAGGCAUUUAAUGGAACUAUGAGUCCAGUGUUUCCUGUGGUAUGCUCUUAUAGCGGUACCCUAAAUAGGGCCUGUUCUGCUAGAGAGAAAGCAUAAACAGAAUUACAGGAGACCUUAGGCACCUGUUGUCUACCAGGGAAGAUUCUGAAGGUUGGUGUGACUCCUUUCUACUUUGUUAGAAUGUAAGGAAUUGUAGAUCAUAGCAUAAACUGGGUGGUGGUGGCACACACCUUUAAUCCCAGCACUACUAGGGAGACAGAGGCAGAUGGAUCUCUGACAGUUUGAGGCCAGCCUGGUCUACAGAGUGAGCUCCACACCAGUUAGGACCUUCAUAGUAAGAUCUAUUCUCAAACAGAAACCAAAAUAAAUCACAGGAUAGGUUAAACAAUAUUGAAAAAUGAAGAAAAGACCUACAGUGUACUGUUCUUUCUUGUAAUAACUGCCAGCUGAAACAUUAAUGUGGAUACUAAUGGAUAUUUUACUAAUUUAAUUGUUUUUGAGCACAAUAUGAGAGUAUAAUUCAAGUCUUGAGAGACAAGUUGCAGGUUCUUUUAGUAUCUCAUCUACUUGUAAACCACACGAAGAUCCAAGUCUGAAGAUUUUGUUUACCUUCCUUGGAUUGUGGGAUCGGUGCCUUCACUAGUGUUCUUAUUUAGCUUGCUGUUCCUCACGUAACAGAAUGAUCUUUUGAGAAAGAACUUGGAUUGAUCUUUUCUUGCUUAAAAAUUCCCCCCAAAGUUCUGGGUUAAAUACAGAAUUGAAUGUAAGUCCCUUAUCUUGCCAUCAGGAUACUGAAUGAUUUGUCAUCUGCCAACUUAACGCUGUGCCUCUUCACUCCUUGGCCUCAGGAUGCUACCCAGAAGCUCCACCAUGAGGCGAGGUGGAUGGAGGAAGCGAGCUGAAAAUGAUGGCUGGGAAAAAUGGGGUGGGUACAUGGCUGCCAAAGUCCAGAAGCUGGAGGAGCAGUUCCGGUCAGAUGCUGCUAAGCAGAAGGAUGGGACGCCAUCUGCAAUAUUUAGUGGAGUUGCCAUCUAUGUUAAUGGAUACACAGAUCCUUCUGCUGAGGAAUUGAGAAAUCUAAUGAUGUUGCAUGGAGGUCAAUACCAUGUGUAUUAUUCUAGAUCCAAAACAACACACAUUAUUGCUACAAACCUUCCUAAUGCCAAAAUUAAAGAAUUAAAGGGGGAAAAAGUAAUUCGACCAGAAUGGAUUGUGGAAAGCAUCAAAGCUGGGAGACUCUUGUCCUACAUUCCGUAUCAGCUAUACACCAAGCCAUCCAGUGCACAAAAGAGUCUCAACUUCAAUCCUGUAUGCAAACCUGAGGAUCCUGUACCAGGUCCAAGCAAUAUAGCCAGACAUCUCAACAACAGGGUAAAUCACAUAAUUAAGAAGAUUGAGACAGAAAAUGAAGUGAAAGCAAAUGGACUGAGCAGUUGGAAUGAAGAAGAUACAAAUGAUUUUAGUUUUGUGGAUCUGGAACAGACAUUUCCAGGAAGGAAACAAAAUGGAAUAUUGCAUCCCAGAGACACCUCUGUCAUUUUUAAUGGACACUCUCAUAGCUCUAAUGGUGCCUUAAAGACACAGGAUAGCUUGGUGCCUGUGGGCAAUAGUGUUGCUAGCAGGCUUUCUUUAGAUUCUGCCCAGGAGGAGAAGGCAGAGAAGAGCAACACUGACUUCAGAGACUGCACAGUACAGCAGUUGCAGCAGAGCACCAGAAAUACAGAUGCUUUGCGGAAUCCACACAGAACUAAUUCUCUCUCAUCGUCUUUGCACAGUAACAUUAAAAUCAAUGGUGCUCACCACUCCACUGUUCAGGGGCCUUCAAGCACAAAAAGCACUUCUGUUGUGACUCUUAGUAAGCACUUCUGUUGUGACUCUUCAGUGCCAUCCAAACCAUCAGACUACAAUUUUAUCUCAGAUUUCUAUUCUCAUUCAAGACUCCAUCACAUCUCAACAUGGAAGUGUGAAUUGACUGAGUUUGUCAAUACCCUACAAAGACAAAGUAGUGGUAUCUUUCCAGGAAGGGAAAAGUUAAAAAAACUGAAAACAGGCAGGUCUUCCCUUGUUGUAACUGACACAGGCAAUAUGUCAGUAAUGAGCUCAUCCAGACAUCAGAGCUGUGUAAUGCAUGUUGAUAUGGAUUGCUUCUUUGUGUCAGUGGGUAUACGAGAUAGACCAGAUCUCAAAGGAAAACCAGUGGCUGUUACAAGUAACAGAGGCACGGGAAGGGCGCCUUUACGUCCAGGUGCUAACCCCCAGCUGGAGUGGCAGUAUUACCAGAAUAAAAUCCUGAAAGGAAAAGCAGCAGAUAUACCCGAUUCAUCAGUAUGGGAGAAUCAACAUUCUACACAGACAAAUGGAAUUGAUUCUGUUUUGUCAAAAGCUGAAAUUGCUUCUUGUAGUUAUGAAGCCAGACAAUUUGGCAUUAAGAACGGAAUGUUUUUUGGGCAUGCUAAACAGCUAUGUCCGAAUCUACAAGCUGUUCCAUAUGAUUUUCAUGCAUACAAGGAAGUUGCCCAAGCAAUGUAUGAAACAUUGGCAAGCUAUACACACAACAUUGAAGCUGUCAGUUGUGAUGAAGCCCUGAUGGACAUCACUGACAUCCUUGCAGAGACUAAACUUACUCCUGAUGAAUUUGCAAGUGCCCUCCGAAUGGAAAUCCAAGACAAGACUAAAUGUACUGCCUCUGUUGGAAUUGGUUCUAAUAUUCUUCUUGCUAGAAUGGCAACUAGAAAAGCAAAGCCAGAUGGGCAGUACCACCUGCAACCAGAUGAAGUAGAUGAUUUCAUCAGAGGUCAGCUUGUUACUCGCCUACCGGGUGUUGGACGUUCAAUGGAAUCUAAGCUAGCAUCUUUAGGAAUUAAAACUUGUGGAGAUUUGCAGUGUAUGGCCAUGGCAAAACUCCAGAAGGAAUUUGGCCCCAAAACAGGUCAGAUGCUAUAUAGGUUCUGCCGUGGUUUGGAUGAUAGACCAGUCAGAACAGAAAAGGAAAGGAAAUCUGUGUCAGCUGAGAUCAACUAUGGAAUAAGAUUCACCCAGCCAAAAGAGGCAGAAGCUUUCCUUCUGAGUCUUUCAGAAGAAAUUCAAAGACGACUUGAAGCUGCUGGCAUGAAGGGCAAACGUCUUACUCUGAAAAUCAUGGUACGGAAGCCAGGGGCCCCUGUAGAAACUGCAAAAUUUGGAGGCCAUGGAAUUUGUGAUAACAUUGCCAGGACUAUAACUCUGGACCAGGCAACUGAUAGUGCAAAAGUAAUUGGAAAGGCUACUCUAAACAUGUUUCAUACGAUGAAACUAAACAUAUCGGAUAUGAGAGGGGUUGGGAUUCAUGUGAAUCAGUUGGUUCCUACUAAUCCAAAUCCUUCCACAAGUUCAAGUCGCCCAUCAAUUCAGUCAAGCCUCUCCCCUGGUCGAUCACAUUCUGUCCAUAAUCUCAUCCAAGUUCAGAAAGCUAAGAAACCCACAGAAGAGCAACACAAGGAAGUAUUUCUGGCUGCUGUGGAUCUGGAAGUAGCCCCUGCCUCUAAACCGUGUACUUUAUUGUCACCCUUUUCUACACAUCUGGCAGCUAGUGUCAGUACUGACACUAACAGAGGCGAAUGUUCAAGGAAAUGGAAUGGACUGCAUUCUCCUGUCAGUGGACAGUCAAGACUUAAUCUGAGUAUAGAGGUCCCAUCACCAUCCCAGAUUGAUCAGUCUGUUUUGGAAGCAUUACCACCUGAUCUCCGGGAACAAAUACAACAAGUUUAUGCUGCUCAACAAGGAGAGCCACGUAGUACCAAGAAGAAAGAACCAGUAAAUGGCUGCAGUUCAGCGGUAUUGCCACAUCCUGUUGGCACAGUUCUGUUACAAAUCCCAGAGUCUCAAGAAUCUAAUAGUGACACUGGAAUCAACGUCAUAGCCCUUCCUGCAUUUUCACAAGUAGACCCUGAUGUCUUCGAUGCUCUUCCUGCUGAGCUUCAAAGGGAGUUGAAAGCAGCAUAUGAUCAAAGACAAAGGCAGGGAGAGGACACUGCUCAUCAGCAGACAGCCAGUGCAUCUGUGCCGAAGAAUCCUUUACUUCAGCUAAAGCCACCAGCGGUGAAAGACAAGAGAAACAAGAAGAACCCCAUUGCUUCUCCCAGAAAGAUUCAGAGUCCUUUGAAAAAUAAGCUGCUUAGCAGUCCUGCAAAAACUCUGCCAGGGGGCUAUGGGAGCCCACAGAAGUUAAUGGACAGUUUUCUAAAACAUGAAGGAAUGGCUGCCGAGAGACCCCUGGAAGAAUUCUCAGCUUCCACCUCUGGUGUGCAGAACCCCUCUAGUUUGCAGCCCAACCAGCCCAGUUGUGUUAGACCAGUUGCCCCCAAUUUAGCUGGAGCUGUUGAGUUCGGUGAUGUGAAGACCCUGCUCAAAGAAUGGAUAACUACUAUCUCAGAUCCAAUGGAAGAAGACAUCCUACAAGUUGUGAAAUACUGCACUGACCUUAUAGAGGAAAAAGACUUGGAAAAACUAGAUCUAGUUAUAAAAUACAUGAAAAGGCUGAUGCAGCAGUCGGUGGAGUCAGUUUGGAACAUGGCGUUUGACUUUAUUCUUGACAAUGUUCAGGUGGUUUUACAACAGACUUAUGGAAGCACACUGAAAGUUACCUAAACCUUCCAGAGAGCCUGGUGCUCUCUGCCAGCAGUGCUUGUGAGGUAUUUGCAAAGUGCAUGAUAGUGAUGCUCUGAGUUUUUAUAAUUUUAAAUUUCUUUUUAAGCAAGUGUUUUGUACAUUUCUUUUCAAAAAGUGCCAAAUUUGUCAGUAUUGCAUGUAAAUAAUUGUGUUACUUCUUUUACUUGUAGCAUAGAUUCUAUUUACAAAACGUUUGUUUAUAAAGUUUUAUGGAUUUUUACAGUGAAGUGUUUACAGUUGUUUAAUAAUAAAGAACUGUAUGUAUAUUU
Messenger RNA from Cricetulus griseus (Chinese hamster), 5382 nucleotides. Lineage: Eukaryota; Metazoa; Chordata; Mammalia; Rodentia; Cricetidae. The record is from RefSeq and is a predicted model, not a curated record.